Molecule: messenger RNA, 15432 nt
Organism: Cavia porcellus (domestic guinea pig)
Lineage: Eukaryota; Metazoa; Chordata; Mammalia; Rodentia; Caviidae
Gene: Grin2a
Product: glutamate ionotropic receptor NMDA type subunit 2A
Exons: 14
Coding region: 1297-5685 (1462 amino acids)
Biological process (GO): long-term synaptic potentiation; excitatory postsynaptic potential; monoatomic ion transport
Cellular component (GO): plasma membrane; NMDA selective glutamate receptor complex
Molecular function (GO): NMDA glutamate receptor activity
Source: RefSeq, a predicted model, not a curated record
CUUUUGUUUGGUACAACUUAGCAGACAAGAAGGAAGCGAGUGGGCAACGUAGAUGUCUUUGCUUUCAGGCUUCUGGCUUUCUGAGAUCAGAAGAGUGGGUUCUUGUACGGGGGUGGUGAGGCACACGGAGAUGCAUCGGAGCAGACUCUCUGUGCGGGUGUGUGCGUGUCGGCGCGCCUGAGCUUGGAGGGGAGAUCGUCGUACCCAGCGCGAGGCGCUGGGGAGGAGGAAGCGGCCGCAAAGAUCUGAAUAAUUGAUUCUUCAGCUGCACCAGAAACCCGGGAGCGGGCGGAGAGCGUGGUUCCAGCACCACGGACAGCGACACGCGCCGCCGCAGGACCCCGGUCAGCAGUCAGACACCUAUCGGCCUUGUUCGUCGCCCAGCGCUCCGGGAGCCGGUGGCCGCGCUCCGCGUCGCCGCCGCCCGGGGACUGCGGGGUCUGCCUCAGCCCGCCUCCAGGAGGACGGCUGCGGGCGGAAGACGCUUUCGCCCGCUGGAGCUCCAAGCGCCUUCUGUUUGCGUGGAGGCUGCUGCGUCUGGUUGGCUAAGAACAAGUCCCUAAGUUGGCUUGGUGGGCGCCUUCCUUCCUGUUCUUCGGAGGCGACCGCGGCAGGAGCACGCCCCAGGAAUCUUUGCCAGUGGCGUGAGCCAGGACAGCCAGGCGCUCUCUGGACUCCCGCCGGGAAGUGGGGAACCGAACGCUCAGCGCGGCGCUGGCCCCGCAGCCAAGGGCCCCGAGGGAGCUGCCUUCUCCCGCCCGCGCCUCUCUCGGCCGGGGACCGCGGGGAUCCCCGGCCACACGCGCGCGCGCGCUCCCACACUCACACUCGCACACACGCACACUCGCCCUCACGCACACACCAGCCUGAAGCGGGGCUGCGGAGAGGGCUCCCGGGCGCGCUCAGAGGACCAGGCAGCUGCCAUCCGGAGUGGGGCAGGGGACUGAGCUUGGGGUGUUGGAGAAAGACUCAGAGAGCUUGGCCGGAGCAUGGGGCCGGGUGAGCGCUGAGAGUCACGGCCGCAGCCAUCAGCCUUGGAGAUGACCAGGAGCGGCCACCGCUGAGAACUAUGUGGAGGGAGGCUGCGAGCCCUGCUGCAGAGCCUCCGGCUGGGAUAGCCGCCCCCCGUGGGGGCGAUGCGGACAGCGCGGGACAGCCAGGGGAGCGCGCGGGGGCCGCAGCAUGCGGGAACCCGCUAAACCCGGUGGCUGCUGAGGCGGCCGAGAUGCUCGUGCGCGCAGCGCGCCCCACUGCAUCCACGACCUUCUCCGGCUACAGGGACCGUAAGUGGCGACUAUGGGAAGACUGGGCUAUUGGACCCUGCUGGUGCUGCCGGCCCUACUGGUCUGGCGCGGUCCGGCGCGGUGCGCGGCGGCGGAGAAGGGUCCCCCAGCGUUGAACAUCGCGGUGCUGCUGGGUCACAGUCACGACGUGACGGAGCGUGAACUCCGAAACCUGUGGGGCCCGGAGCACGCGGCGGGGCUGCCCCUGGACGUGAACGUGGUAGCGCUGCUCAUGAACCGCACCGACCCCAAGAGUCUCAUCACGCACGUGUGCGACCUCAUGUCUGGGGCGCGCAUCCACGGCUUGGUGUUUGGGGAUGACACUGACCAGGAAGCUGUGGCCCAGAUGCUGGAUUUUAUCUCCUCGCAGACUUUCAUCCCCAUCUUGGGCAUCCACGGGGGUGCAUCUAUGAUCAUGGCUGAUAAGGACCCAACAUCUACCUUCUUCCAAUUUGGAGCAUCCAUCCAGCAACAAGCCACGGUCAUGCUGAAGAUUAUGCAGGAUUAUGACUGGCAUGUCUUCUCCCUGGUGACCACCAUCUUUCCUGGCUACAGGGACUUUAUCAGCUUCAUCAAGACAACAGUGGACAACAGCUUUGUGGGUUGGGACAUGCAGAACGUGAUCACGCUGGACACCUCUUUCGAGGAUGCGAAGACACAAGUCCAGCUAAAGAAGAUUCACUCUUCUGUCAUCUUGCUCUAUUGCUCCAAAGACGAGGCUGUCCUCAUUCUGAGUGAGGCUCGCUCCCUUGGCCUCACUGGGUAUGAUUUCUUCUGGAUUGUCCCCAGCUUGGUGUCUGGGAACACGGAGCUCAUUCCCAAAGAGUUUCCAUCAGGCCUCAUUUCUGUCUCCUAUGAUGACUGGGACUACAGCUUGGAGGCGAGAGUGCGGGACGGCCUUGGCAUCCUAACCACUGCCGCAUCUUCCAUGUUGGAGAAGUACUCCUACAUCCCCGAGGCCAAGGCCAGCUGCUAUGGGCAGACAGAGAAGCCAGAGGCCCCCCUUCACACUUUGCACCAAUUUAUGGUCAAUGUGACCUGGGAUGGCAAAGACUUAUCCUUUACUGAGGAAGGCUAUCAAGUACACCCCAGGCUGGUGGUGAUUGUGCUUAACAAAGACCGAGAAUGGGAAAAGGUGGGCAAGUGGGAAAACCAGACGCUGAGCCUGAGGCACGCUGUGUGGCCAAGGUACAAGUCCUUCUCUGACUGUGAGCCAGAUGACAACCAUCUCAGCAUUGUCACCUUGGAGGAAGCUCCUUUUGUCAUCGUGGAGGACAUAGACCCGUUGACCGAGACCUGUGUGAGGAACACUGUACCCUGUCGGAAGUUUGUCAAGAUCAACAAUUCAACCAAUGAGGGGAUGAAUGUUAAAAAGUGCUGCAAAGGCUUCUGCAUCGAUAUCCUGAAAAAGCUCUCAAGAACAGUGAAAUUCACUUACGACCUCUACCUGGUGACCAAUGGGAAGCAUGGCAAAAAGGUUAACAACGUGUGGAAUGGAAUGAUCGGUGAAGUGGUCUAUCAGCGGGCUGUGAUGGCUGUGGGCUCCCUCACCAUCAAUGAGGAGCGCUCUGAAGUGGUGGACUUCUCUGUGCCCUUUGUGGAGACAGGAAUUAGUGUGAUGGUUUCAAGAAGUAAUGGCACCGUUUCACCUUCUGCUUUUCUAGAACCAUUCAGCGCCUCCGUCUGGGUGAUGAUGUUUGUAAUGCUGCUCAUUGUGUCUGCCAUAGCUGUUUUUGUCUUUGAAUACUUCAGUCCUGUUGGAUACAACAGAAACUUAGCCAAAGGGAAAGCACCUCACGGGCCUUCUUUCACAAUUGGGAAAGCUAUAUGGCUCCUCUGGGGCCUGGUGUUCAAUAACUCUGUGCCUGUCCAGAACCCCAAAGGCACAACCAGCAAGAUCAUGGUGUCAGUGUGGGCCUUCUUUGCCGUCAUUUUCCUGGCCAGCUACACGGCCAAUCUGGCUGCUUUCAUGAUCCAGGAGGAGUUUGUGGACCAAGUGACUGGCCUCAGUGACAAAAAGUUUCAGAGACCUCAUGACUAUUCCCCGCCUUUUCGCUUUGGGACGGUACCUAACGGAAGCACAGAGAGGAACAUUCGGAAUAAUUACCCCUACAUGCAUCAGUACAUGACCAGAUUUAAUCAGAAGGGAGUGGAGGAUGCAUUGGUCAGUUUGAAAACAGGGAAGUUGGAUGCUUUCAUCUAUGAUGCAGCAGUCUUGAAUUACAAGGCUGGGAGGGAUGAAGGAUGCAAGCUUGUGACCAUUGGGAGUGGGUACAUCUUUGCUACCACUGGCUAUGGAAUUGCCCUCCAAAAGGGCUCACCUUGGAAGAGGCAGAUUGACCUGGCUCUACUCCAGUUUGUGGGUGAUGGUGAGAUGGAGGAGCUGGAGACACUGUGGCUCACAGGCAUCUGUCACAACGAGAAGAAUGAAGUGAUGAGCAGCCAGCUGGACAUCGACAACAUGGCAGGUGUGUUCUACAUGCUGGCGGCAGCCAUGGCCCUCAGCCUCAUCACCUUCAUCUGGGAGCACCUGUUCUACUGGAAGCUGCGCUUCUGCUUCACAGGCGUGUGUUCCGACCGGCCCGGGCUGCUCUUCUCCAUCAGCAGGGGCAUCUACAGCUGCAUUCAUGGUGUGCACAUCGAAGAAAAGAAGAAGUCUCCAGACUUCAAUUUGACUGGGUCCCAAAGCAACAUGCUAAAGCUCCUCCGUUCAGCCAAAAACAUUUCCAACAUGUCCAACAUGAACUCUUCAAGAAUGGACUCACCCAAAAGAACUGCCGACUUUAUCCAAAGAGGCUCCCUCAUAAUGGAUAUGGUUUCAGACAAGGGGAAUAUGAUAUACGCAGACAACAGGUCCUUCCAGGGGAAAGAUAGCAUUUUUGGAGAUAACAUGAAUGAACUUCAAACAUUUGUGGCCAACAGGCACAAGGAUAACCUCAAUAACUAUGUGUUCCAGGGACAGCAUCCUCUUACCCUUAACGAGUCCAACCCUAACACAGUGGAGGUGACUGUGAGUACGGAAUCCAAAGGGAACUCUAGACCCCGGCAGCUCUGGAAGAAAUCCAUGGAGUCUCUACGCCAAGAUUCUCUGAGCCAGAAUCCAGUGUCCCAGAGGGAUGAGGGGACAGUAGAGAACAGGACCCAUUCCUUAAAGAGCCCCAGGUACCUUCCAGAAGAGGUGGCUCAUUCUGAUAUUUCAGAAACUUCAAGUCGGGCCACAUGCCACAGGGAACCUGACAACAAUAAGAACCAUAAAACCAAGGACAACUUUAAAAGAUCAAUGGCCUCCAAGUACCCCAAGGACUGCAGCGAGGUUGAACGCACCUACCUGAAAACCAAAGCCAGCUCUCCCAGGGACAAGAUCUACACCAUCGAUGGUGAGAAAGAACCCAGUUUCCACUUAGAUCCUCCCCAGUUUGUUGAAAAUAUAUCCCUCCAGGAGAACGUAGGCUUCCCAGAUCCCUACCAGGAUCAUGGUGAGAAUUUCCGCAAGGGGGACUCCACACUGCCUGUGAACAGGAACCCCCUGCAUAAUGAAGAUGGGCUUCCCAACAAUGACCAGUACAAGCUCUAUGCCAAGCACUUCACCUUGAAAGACAAGGGUUCUCCUCACAGCGAAGGUAGUUACCGGCAGAACUCCACACACUGCCGAAGCUGCCUUUCUAACCUGCCCACCUACUCUGGCCACUUCACCAUGAGGUCUCCCUUCAAGUGUGAUGCCUGCCUGAGGAUGGGAAACCUCUAUGAUAUCGAUGAAGACCAGAUGCUCCAGGAAACAGGGAACCCAGCUAGCCAGGAGGGGAUCUACCAGCAAGAUUGGGCACAGAACAAUACACUCCAGUUCCAGAAGAAUAAGCUAAGGAUUAGCCGUCAGCAUUCCUAUGAUAAUAUCCUUGACAAACCCAGGGAGAUAGACCUCAGCAAGCCUUCCCGGAGCAUAAGCCUCAAGGACAGGGAGAGGCUCCUAGAGGGCAACUUAUAUGGGAGCCUGUUUAGUGUCCCUGCAAGCAAACUCUCGGGGAACAAAAGCUCCCUUUUCCCCCAAGGUCUGGAGGACAGCAAGAGGAGCAAGUCUCUCUUGCCAGACCACACCUCUGAUAAUCCUUUCCUUCACUCCUACAGGGAUGAUCAACGCUUAGUUAUUGGGAGAUGCCCCUCGGACCCUUAUAAACACUCCCUGCCAUCACAAGCAGUGAAUGACAGCUACCUUCGAUCGUCCUUGAGGUCAACAGCAUCAUACUGUUCUAGGGACAGUCGGGGCCACAGUGAUGUGUAUAUUUCGGAGCAUGUUAUGCCUUAUGCUGCAAAUAAGAAUAAUAUGUACUCUACCCCCAGGGUUUUAAAUUCCUGCAGCAAUAGACGUGUGUACAAGAAAAUGCCUAGUAUUGAAUCUGACGUUUAAAAUCUUCCAUUAAUGUUUUAUCUAUAGGGAAACAUAUGUAAUAGCCAACGUUCUGGAGGGUAGAUGUUGGAUGUCCAAUAGUGCCCUGCUCUUAGGAAGAGGAUUUAGAGAGGUAUUUUUUGUUGGUUCUUUUGCACAUGGCUCCAUGCCAUAAUCUUCCACUCAAGGAGUCUUAUGAGGUUUGUGCUAAGUGUGACAGAUACAAGAUAGGUGAGUUCUUAACCAAAAACAAAUACAUAAAUAAGGGCAAAUCUCUAGGACAUGCCUACUAGGUAUGUUGGCAAUAAUGAUGCACUAGAUGCUGAUGGUGAUGUUAUGAUUUCCUAUAUUCCAAAUUCCAUUAAGAUCAGUCCACCAUAUAAUUUCUUCAUCAGAAAUGCCUAAUGGUUCUCUAAUACAGGAUAAGCAAUAUGGUAUGCAUGUAAAUCUGACACAGACAAUAAAACCGUUAAGAAUGCAUCUGCGCUGUAGUGAGAUUGACAUGUGCAAGAGAUUAGGAAGUUCGACUUGUUAGCUUUAUUGUUAUGCCUUCCAUUCACAGCCCAGGCCCAACCCCAAGAAAUCCAGAAUAGCAAAUCAAUGUGUUCGUGGUACCUGUAUUACCUUCAUUAUAGUUCAUUCCCAAGACACAGCUGGAACAAAAAGCCAGAGACUCUCAGGCAGAGAGCUACAAGAAUCUCUUUGGAUGUCGAUGUGUGUGUUUCUUUCACUUUUGGCUUUGAUGGUCUUGUUCAGAGCUGCAUAAACUAACACAUUUAUGUCUUUGAUGUCUAAGUGUGGAUCUUCUGUCUAUGACACAGUGGCCAUUGUAGUCUAUCCUGAAGACUCCUCUGUAUGUAAGUUUGCAUUUUCUCCCUUCUGGUGAUGACUCAGGGUUGUAUAGUAUCUGUUACCUCGUUUUUCCCAGAGUAACCAUAACUUGUUCAGUUCCUGAACAGCCAUGAUGGCGUCUAAUUAGCUGUGUGUUGCUCUUUGCAGAGUUGUUAAUGUGGUGACAUGUGCCAACAGCCAUGUGUACUGUGAUUUGUAAGAAGUACCAUGCCAUCUGUCUGCCCAAGGCUAACAUGGUUCUUUAGGUUUAGCUCCCUUAACGUUAUGAAACUCUCUUGGACACUCAUUGCCACCCAGCCUCCUCAUAUCAAAGACCCUCAAACGGUGAAGCACUCAUGCACCUAUCCUGAGCAUCCUCCAAACUCUGGAGAAGCUUAGUGAAACAAGUGAUUUUUCCUCUUCUGAAAUAUUCUUUCUGUGGGAAGAAACUACUUCACCAGCACCAACAAAUAUAUAAAGAAUUCUCAAUGCAUUUAUCAUUUCUGAACUACUUGAACCAUCCCGUUCUUAUUCUACUCAAAUCUGUGCAUAUAUGGUAUGGAUUAUACUUAUUUAAAACAGUCAGAAAAGAGGGGGAAGGUUUAGGAAUGGUAAGCUUCUUAGCAUAGCACCUUCCUGUAGCAAAGUGUCAAUAAAAAGUUAGUUGUUACUAGUUAUUAAGCUUUUUCAGACAAGAAUUUUCUAGUUUAAAAAGUGAAUGCCAUAAAACCAACAAACAAUACUAAUCAAGUAUUUUAUAUGGUUCCGUUCCAUUAAUUGGUAUAGUUUAAUUAAUAUUCUUGAAAUAAUUAGGCUAACUACCCAUCAAGUUUUGUAGAAGACCUCAGUCUGUUUGGGGGCAUCAGCAGAGGCCCUGAGCUCAUGUGAGCGAGCUUGGUCAUUUUCCAGUUUGUUUCUUGCAUUUUGUUUUGAAUUCUUGGAGAAAGACAAAAUGGCAGGCUGGACAAUUAUGUUGUUUCUUUUCCUCAUGUGUAUUCUGUUUUGUAAGUAGUAUUUUCCUGUAAGUGGGUAAGUGCCAGAGAUGAUUUUCUUAGCGCUCGAGAAUGCCUGUAUCUUUGAAAAAGUGCACCCAACCUACAAUAUUUCUAUAGUGAUGAAAAGUGGCUGCAAUAAGUUUGAGUGUCCAUGGUGGAACGGCAAAGGGAAGCAAGAGGAGGGAACAUCUUUCAAUUAUCCUUGAAAAGCAGAAAGGAUUGAGGUGACGCUGGUGACCAAUGUACUUAAAAAUGACAUUAUUUCUUGUAUACUUUCCCUUUGCUGCUCCAAGACCCAGCAGUGGAAAAUGCUGGAUUUAUGGACCUUAAACAGCCACUCCAACUUCUGAUCUUAAAUGUAGGUCUCUUGGAUUGUAUAUUUUUUGAGCACUUUCUGCCUUUGCCUUCCCAUUAUAUUCAGAUCUGCAUUUGCCCUGCUAAGAUAAGCCCCCUGUCCUCACAAGACUAGCAUGUCUUAACAUGAAAUAAAUUAAAAAAUCUCCCCUGGAUACAGAGAAAUGAUGUGUGCUCAAUCCAGAGGCUUUCUGCCUUCCUCUGAUGUCCUCAAAGACAAGAGGUUUGCCAAGUGCCACAACAUGUCUAAGGAGAGAGCACUUACCCUAGCAUUGACUCCAAACAUCCAAAAGCCCACUAAUUCUUCCACUAUUAACUUCAUAAGUAUCUGGAUAAAGAAUUAAAAAUGUGAGUUUUGGAAGAACUAAAAGCAAUAUAGUAGAAAAACACACUUCUUUCAGUAAAGCACUGAUUCUUAAAUGUGACAAUUUUGAAAAAGAAAAUCAGAGUCAUUUUCCAAGUAAAAUACAAUGAUGUGGUGCUAUUCAAAGCUAAUUCAAAUCAGUUGGUUUUUGGAAAAAGAAUAUCCAAAAUAUAACAUUCACUGGUAAAAGGCAUCUAUGGUAAAGAAGGUAAAGAAAUAAUUAUAGAACCCUAAAUUAUGGGCCCAUUACAAAGAUUCUUGUGAUAUAUCAUAGUUUUGAGAUCUUAGAUUUGAUGCCAAGAGGCAAGAAUCUUUGAACUCAAAUGCUUGAGUUUUACUUGGCUUAAGUCAAGGUUGCAUCUAUAAUGUUAUUUCUCUAAUAAAUGGUUUCCCCACUUGGGAAAGAUUCACCUUCUCAAAAGUGCCAUCCCUAGAUAGGCAUCCCUGGAUGCAGCAGCCAAGUUUCUGUCCAUGGGUAACAGUGCGCACAUGCAACAUAUUAACGUACUCUGUGGAAGGGAGGCUACCAGAGCAUAAAGUCUGGGGAAUCUUAAUGUUCUGGAAAAUAGUUUGCAUCCUCCUUAAACCUGCUAGUUCUUAGGGCACAACUGGGUUCAUUAUUCCAAGUGGGCAAGUCUUCAGUGAAUCUAUCUUCCGGCCAGGGAGGUUUCCAUGAGAAUUGAGGGGUUGUAAUCUCACCAUUCACAGUUGUGUGUCCUCUGCAAAGUUUCUUUCCAUUUUUUCAGGUCACACUGUGACUGUCUUGUGGCUUGUUCUUGGGUUUCUCUUCCCUGUUUCAUGGAGUGCCUAAGAGAUCUUAAUACUUAGCUUUUCUGAUGAAAGCAUUGAAAUUCACCCAUUGCAGCAAAAUCUGUCAAAUAAAUUCACAGUUAUUUUCUGGAGGAAAAAAAGAAAACUACACCUUGUUUACAAAUGAAAUAGUUUUGUUUAAAUGGGACUUUAGCCAAGGCAGUUAAUUAGUCAAAAGAUCCAUGGUAAUCACACAGUCACACAUUGUUUAUUCUAUUUGAUAUGUCUACUACUGAUGUGUAUUUAAUAUUCUGUAUCCUUCUCAGGAAAUGACAAAUGCCCUGAAUUCUUUGCAAAUAGAAUUGCUAAUGAGAAAGAAAAAGAAAGUUGGUGUUAAUUAAAUGGUGAUUAAAAAUUUAUCUCCUUUAAACCUAAAAAAUGCAGCUUUAAUAAUCGGUUGUCAUAUAAAUAAAUACCUUGCACUGAAGUCCCUUGCGGUUUAAGACCUAGAUAAAUACUAAUUUUUUUUUUUUUUGUCUUUUUCGUUUUUAUCGGUACCAGGGAUCGAACUCACGACUGCCUGCUUGCAAGGCAGGUGCUUAUGCCGCUGAGCUAAAUCCCCAGCCCCGAUAAAUACUAAUUUGAGGAACCUAGAUAUCUUUCAGAGGAGGUGAAUACACUCGUUAGCAUUAUGCACAUUCCUGUACUGUUUCUUUGUGCAUAGCUGUUGUGCAUGAAUCCUUGGGAGGGGACAGGAGUUGUUUCCCAAAGGGAGCUUGUUUGCAUUACCACUAUAGUAGAUAUAAAUGGAUUUAAGAAAAAGAAUUUCAAUAGGUGGAAGCCAAAUGCAUUGGCUGAUAUUUCAUACAAGUUAAGAGUUCUAUGUAAAUGUGAUUUUCCUUUCAAAAGCAGUGUUUAUUUUCACUUGAGUCAAAGUUAGGCUUCUCUGAUAACCCAUCUUCCUUUGGAAAACAACAGUUGAAUGUGCUUAUAGAGAGAUUAUGUGGGGUCUAUACUUGAAAAGUUCUCCCAGUAUGCAUCCUACCCUUCCCAUUCCAUUCCUUUAUAUUGUACUGUUUUCAUGACUAAUUGUUUCAGAUGAGGUCAGCUUGCCACCUGAUACAGAUCAAAAAUGAUCAAAUGCACUUAUCCUAUGAAUAUAGAUGCUUGUGUACACAUGUAUAUAAUAUACAUGCUUGAUUUCUAAAAUUCACACAUAAGUGUAUUAUCCAAAUAAAGUUGUACAUAUUGUAAAGUUUACAUUUAAAAAUUAAGUGGCAAUGAUCGUAUUGACACAUGGAAAACCCAUUCUGGUUACUUUGAUGGUUUUUGUGGAGAGGACGCUAUAUUUUUAAAAUUUCAGUUUUAGGGAAGAUAACAGGGCCCAAGUAGGAUUUGGGCAUUGGUUUUCUUGAGCCCUUACAAAAAAGGAUCUGGGUGAAGGGUAUGGACUAUAUGCUGCUCACAUUCACUUUUGAAGACAAUACUAAUAAGGACUUUAGUGUGAUUUCUGUAAGCCCACCAAAAGGCACAGAUUUCCUAUGUAAAAUUCUUUAUCCUCUUCUCCACUACUGUAUACAUUUUCUGUUCCCAAAAGCAUUCUCAGGCUAGUAUCAGCCCAGGUGCCUGCCCCAGAGCAUCUUAGCAAAACAGAACUUACACCAAGAUUUAGGGGAAAUGUAAGAGAGAUGAGAAAAUGAAGUCUGUAAAGUGACAGUAAUUUGUAGGAGGUCAUGAAGUCGGAGAACAUUAAAGAUGGGCUGACACCCAAGACUUUGUGGUUGAUUUCUUACCAUGGUAGCUGUUUCUUGGUUUCUUUCAGGAGGACAUUUCUGAAUGGCUGCAGGAUGAGUCAGAGAGAUCCGCUGACCUGACUUUCUUUGCCUCUUAGUCCUGUACGGACCCAGGGAUGCCUCUUUGAAUUCAGUUUCUCUUUAAUGUCUUUCAUAAUCUCUUCUUGUCUCAGAGUCUCAGAAGGAAAAACUGUUUUUAUCAACUCUUCUCCUGGGAAAGAACAAGAGACAGGCUAUAGAUUGAAAUCUCAAACCAAAGAUGAGAUCUGGCCACAGUCACUGAAAUAACAGUUGUAUUUCCCAGGCAGCAAGGUUGAGCCAAGUGUCUUGAUCAGGUAAUUGCACUUACCUGACUGCCCACUCUUUUUUGAAAUCCAGUUUGGGGUUAGGAAUUUGUAAAGUGAGUAGAAAAUAUAUCGUUUCUUCCUGUAAGGAGUAUAUGAUUUAGAAAUUUAAUUCCCUAAUAUAGAAGAUAACUAAAGACCAUAAAAGCUAAACAAACUAAAUGGUGAAAAUAUUUAGUGAGCAAUGAAAUUGUUUCCAGGAAAUAAAUGUCAAUCUGAUUCCAUAAUCAAACCUAGGAAAUAAAAUAACCAGACCUUUUGGUAACUCCCCGGACCUUAAUGUAACUCUGAAGAAUAUAGCUGACACUUGUAAAGAUGGCUGAUUUAUUUGAACCUUAGAAAGCUAUUUGGGGAGUGCAAAAGCUGCCAAAUAGUACAACAAACUUUCUCUUCCGAAAUUUUGCAGGUAUAGGUAUGGUUUCAAUCAGUUCUCUAAACUUUGCCAAAUCCUGCUUCCUCUUGGAUCUUCUUUAUGACACGUACUUCAAAAAAAAAAGGUUGAAAAAAAUUCCUGAAAGGUUUAGAAAAUAGACCAGGAUGUAAAAAGACAAAAUAUUUCCCCAAAUUCUUUUUGCUUUGCUUUAUUUUUGACAUGUAAAGAGCACUUUCAAUAGUCCAGGGCAUGGGUGUUUGGGGUUGGGGUGAGGGUGGGGGAAUAGAGAAAAGUCUUUACUGAGUCCUAAGUGCCUGCUGUUGUGACUGGUGGGAGCGAGUAUCAGGUUCCCUACAGAGAAAAUGGGACAAAGAGUGACUAAAGGAACCUAGGAGAACUAAACUAAAGGAUCUUCAGGAGAGAUGGUGGAGGGAGACGGUGGAGAGGAAGAUUUUUCACUCUGACCAUCCCAUUCUCGGUACCACUGGAAUGUUAUAUUUUCUGCUCAUCACAAGUAUAUUCCACAUAUCAACUCCUGAGUCUGAAAAUAUAGAAAAAUAUAUCUACAUUGAGUACAAAUUAGCUCGGAAUAGGAUCCUCAGUAUAAUAAGAUAUAAAUAUUAUUGCUCCCAUUUUACAGAUAAGGAAACUGAGGUUUUAGUACUCGGCCUCAUCAGAAAUAAGCUAUUAAAUUUCUAACCUUUGACGUAUUCUUGAAGUGCCUGAUCUCCUCCAGAGAGGUCAGAAAAGAGAGUGAUAAGGAGGGAGGAGGGAAGGGAGAGAGAAAGAGACAGACAGAAAGAGAGAGAGAGAGAGAGAGAGAGAGAGAGAGAGAGAGAGAGAGAGAGAGAGAGAUUAUUUAGAGGUUCCUGGGCUUUCUCUUGAGUGCCAGCAUCUAUGAUGAGUAGGUUUGGCAUUGUCUUGCCCCUGUUAUCGGAUCCGGGAUGUGGAAGAACACUCCUGGGGCCUCACCCCUGUUCACAGUCCCCUCAGAGAUGUGAAUGUUGCUAGCGUCUCUCCUUCUUAUGCUUGCACUCAGCAAUUUUUUAUGUGCUUCCUGGGGUGUUAUUUUCUCUACUUAGCAUGUGCCUAAUCUUAAAUAUCUCUUUCCUAAUCUCUCUUCUUUUUAUCAGCUGAAAUCAGGGCUAAUUCCAUUAAGCAUGUGUACAUAGUAUACUCUCCUGUGAGUAGGGACGUGCACACACUCAUAUAUAUGCACACACACACUGCCUUGUGGCCCUCCAUUAAAGCUCUCCUAAACAUUAUGACCCAUUUUUAAACAGGUGAUGUCAUUUGCAAGUUGACUGUCCCUCUUUAUUUCAUCUAUAUGUUUGCUUCUCUUUACCAGGCAGACAGAAUGAGAUUCAGAGGUGGAACAGAGAGUAGAGAACUGAAUUUUUCACAAAUGACUGAGAGCAUUAAGGUGGUCACAGUAGCCGAGGGCCAAUUCUUAAAAUGUUGUUGUUAUUUACUUUCUUGAAUUGUUCUAUUUUUUGAAUUGCUUUAGAAAUGCUUUCCUGGCCAUAAACAUAAGGAUAACUGUUCGAUCACCAAAUGGUUGUUCAUGUUGCCAUUAAAGGGUUGAAAUGGAAUAUUUCUACUGGGCUUCCUGGAACUCCAGCAUGACAUAGUGUUACAUGCAUGCUGUAGGCAAGGUCCCUAAGCACACACAUGCCUUUUAUUUGCAUCCUCUUCCUCCGGUGUUCUAAGCCACACUUUUUUUUCCUGGCUUUUAUAUAUACUAUAAGGUGGAACACAUUAGCCCAUUUUAUAGAUGAGAAAACUGAGCUAGGAUUGGAAGGGAUGGUUUUCUGAGUGGCUCCAUGGUUUAGUCCUGGAGGAUUGCUAAUCAUAAAGCAAGAACUUGUGUCCUAGUCUCCGAGAAAGAUUCUCCAGUCAUUCUCAUCUUUCAAGAUGGCAGCAACAAACCUAUUCAGACAGAAAGUAUAUUAUUAUUUAAUAGCUAUUUUGAGAUCCUGUUGUCGUGUCUGUAACUGUGUGACAAUAUUCUCCCAGGGAUGUUGAACUAUGCAGAACGUAGAGCAUCCCAAAGAAUAAUUUAGCCAAUAGUGUGUCUUCUUUGGAGACAUAGUUCUGAGUAUGCAAUCCUCUAGGGAACCAGAACCAAACUGUUUAAAAUGGAGUCAUUCCUCAGAUUAACUUCCUCAAGUAAGGUGUCAGCAGUCAGCAGCAACAAACAAAACGAAGAUUAUCACUUAUAAAUCCCUUUUAUGUGCCAUGUCAGGGGAAUGAUGAGUUUGCGUUUUUGUAAUCAUGAACAUUCUUCAUUAGCAGCAGCCCAGGUCAUAACCUCUUCCACUUAAUUCCCUUUUACACCUUUGGGAAGGAUUGAAGAUGAGCCUUCCAAAGGAUAUUAGCAUAAUGCAUAGCCAGUACCAUGGCUACCUUUUAAAUUAAUAAGGUUAAUUGUUCAGCACCAAACAUAAAUUUGUCUUUGGCAUUUAAAAUGCUUUGCAUUGAUCUGACAUUUCACUGUUUCAAGCUCUUAAAGGGCUCAAAUCAAAGACUAUUGAUAAUUGAGCAAAUAGUGAAGGUCCACAAACAUAAAAACACAGUUUGACAACAAAAAACAAUCACAGCCUUUUGAGUCUAGUGUAUGUUUUUACAUUAGCCAUCUAAGACUUAUUGAAUUAUUGUUAUUCACAGCUAAGCUAAUUCAAGCGAAUGAAAGGUAUUGACAUUUUAAGCCUGUUUCGUUUUUUUCUUAAAUCUUAAGUUUAUUAGGUUUGUAGAUACAGCUUUGAGCCACAAACAGUAGGGAAAUGUUCGAGUUUAGAAACAGAAGAUUCUGAGUACUAUUUUAGGAAGAAUCCAAGGGGUUGUGUGAUGGAUUCAGGAAGAUGCAAGUAUAACAUUCAUGUUCCCGAAUUUUCCAUGAGGAAGGAUGUCAAUUGCUCAUUUUUUUCAAAUAAAAUAGCAGGUCAAGAAUCAUAUUUUCAUUAAAAAAUGCAAUCACUGCUCAAUAUAGCUAGAUGUGGCUGAGAUGUUUUCUAAGCCUGAGGGUCCUCGAGGAUUGUUUUAACCAGUUUUUUUUUUAAACUACAAGUGCCAAUUUUGUUCAUUCCCCUGCUAAAACAAAUUUAAAAGCAUACACUUGCCAAGUUAAUUAGUAGAAUUUGUCAUAGUUUAUAUCACACUGGAAUGUUUCUAUGCAUAGUAUAUAUAUAUAUAUAUAUAUAUAUAUAUAUAUAUAUAUUCAAACUGAGUACUAAGAAUGAAUUAAGUGAAUGAAUUAGUGGCUUGAAUAAGAAGUCGAUUGUAAAAUUAUAAAUAAUGGUCUCCUCAGACAGAAAAAGGGGGUAAACUAUUCAUUUCUUCCCUAUGCUGUGAAACAUACUUCAUAAUAUACAAGCUGGUCAUUUCCCACAAAUGUUACUGAAUUAAACAGCUUAUAUGCAAAGGGUUUAUGUCUGAGUCCACUUUUAACCCAUUAAGGGAUGAGAUUGAACUCAUAUGCAGAGGGUUUCCACUCACAGCUACAUUCUAACACUGUCUAAAAUACAUCCAAACUGGCUUGAUCUCUUGUAUGGUGGAGCCCAAAGCAAGUUGUGUGCUCCACUCACUGGUCUUCACUUAGGAGAAGAUCUUCACGUACCAAUCGCAGCAGUUUAUAUCUGUCAUGUUUUAAUCCACUGCAUGAGGAGUGCUAAUUACUGUAUUAAAUAAUUCCAAGCAUAGCUACAAAAUUACACGUUUGCUUAACACCUUUCUAUGAUAGAGGAAGUAUAUACUAUGGUUGUCUUCUUGUAGUACGUCUUUUAAUUUUGUUCAAUGUGUUAUCAACUGUUUUAAGGAAUGGGGUUUGAAAUGUGUGUGCAAACUGAAAUGUACAUAACUCCUGAGGCAACAGAAGUGCCCGGUCAUAUGGUGUAAAAAUGUAAAUACAGGAAAAUUUCAUUUUUCUAAUAAAGAUAAUUUCUGCCAUUGAUAUGAAAAUGAGAAA